AUGUCGGUCGCAAACAGAAACCCUUUCGCCAUCCUUGGUGACGACGGUGAGGACCUCGCUGCCCCCAAGGCCGCCCCCGUUAAGGCCGCUGCUCCCGCCGCUGCCGCCCAACCCCAGCGCAACAUCCCCGGUGCCGGCAACCAGCGCCGUGGUGGUGCCCGCAACGGUGCUCCCCGCGCCGACCGCGCUACCGACGCCGCCGUCGAAGGUGAGCAGCAGAAGGACGCCCGCUCCGGUCGUGGCCGUGGUAACGGUGAGGGCCGUGGUCGUGGUGGUCGUGGUCGUGGCCGCGGUGCCCACCGAGGCCGUGCUUUCGACCGUCACUCGCAGACCGACCGUGUCGACUCGCAGAAGGCUGUCGCCCAGGGCUGGGGCGGUGAAGACGGCAAGAAGGAGCUCGACAACGAGCAGAAGGCCGAGGCCGAUGCCCAGGCUGAGGGUGCCAAGGCUGCUGGCGCCGCCGAGGCCGCUGCCCCUGCCGCCGAGGCCGAGAAGGUCCCUGAGGAGGAGGAGGACAAGACCAUGACCCUCGACCAGUACCUUGCCUCCAAGGCCGGCAAGAAGCUCAACAUCGAGUCCAAGUCUCCCCGUGAGGUUCCCGCCGAUGAUUCGGCUUACGCCAAGCUCACCAAGCACGAGAAGGAGGAGCUUGACUACUUCACCUCGACCAAGGCCCAGAAGGCCAAGGCCCGCUCUCAGAAGGAGGGCAAGCAGGUCCUCGAGAUCGAGCAGACCUUCAACCAGCCCGCUGUUCAGCGUGGUGGCCGUGGCGGUGCCCGUGGUGGCAGCCGUGGUGCUCCCCGUGGUGAGCGUGGUGCCGGCCGUGGCCGUGGCGGUCGUGGUGGACGUGGCAACAGUGCUCAGGUCAACCUUGCCGACAAGAACGCCUUCCCUUCGCUGGCCUAA
Ustilago hordei is the source of this 906-nucleotide messenger RNA. RefSeq lists its product as uncharacterized. Gene Ontology annotation, molecular function: RNA binding. The record is from RefSeq and is a predicted model, not a curated record. Gene Ontology annotation, cellular component: nucleus; cytoplasm. The transcript is spliced from 2 exons. Lineage: Eukaryota; Fungi; Basidiomycota; Ustilaginomycetes; Ustilaginales; Ustilaginaceae. Bases 1 to 906 code for a protein of 301 amino acids.